Molecule: messenger RNA, 1129 nt
Organism: Schizophyllum commune H4-8
Lineage: Eukaryota; Fungi; Basidiomycota; Agaricomycetes; Agaricales; Schizophyllaceae
Product: seven-hairpin glycosidase
Exons: 5
Coding region: 468-1115 (215 amino acids)
Biological process (GO): N-glycan processing; carbohydrate metabolic process
Cellular component (GO): endoplasmic reticulum; Golgi membrane
Molecular function (GO): calcium ion binding; mannosyl-oligosaccharide 1,2-alpha-mannosidase activity
Source: RefSeq, a predicted model, not a curated record
GGCGUGAGUGUGUGUCUGCUUGACGUUCGCAGUGACAGACGGUUGACGUUCGCUGCGACAUACGGUUGACGUUCGGCGUGUUGAGGCAGGCUUGAGAUCGUCAUCGACACACGCUUGACAUCGUCAUUGGCACACGCUCGACGUCGUACUGCCGCGGGACCAAGAAGCGACUCCAGCGAUCCGCCUGAGCCAGCCAGCCAUUCGAUCCGGGUCCGCCAGUCGCAGCAUCGAUCCGCGCCCAAGGUCGACCUCUCCCUUCUUCAUCGACAGCUCGGGGUGCUCGCAUUGUCGCACGCUCGACUUCCUCGGUAUACGAACACGCGUGGUCUCUGCGCGCCCGCGUCCGUUCUCGGUAUACAAGACACCCACACCGACCCUCGCAAUCCCUAGCACACGCCUCCGCCUUCUCCCCUCACUCCCUCAACACACACCACCUCUCACCUCUUCUACAACAACCUCAUUCCACCAUGCGCGCCCUCUACUCCCCCGACCGCCUCCCCGUGCGCAUCAUCGCCUCCGGUACCGCGAUCAUGGUCGGCCUCUGGCUGCUGGCGUCCGUAUUUAGGCCGUUUGGCCCCCCACACCCCGCCCUCUUCGACCACCCACCGCCUCCGCCCCCGCCCCCGCCGCCCUUUGUACCCUUGCACGAACCCGUGCGACCGCCGCCGAGUCCUGAAGAAGCGAAGACCUGGGCCGACCGCGCCGACCUGGUGCGGAACGCGUUCGUGCACGCGUACAACGGCUACCGCCGCCAGGCCUUCGGGCACGACGAGGUGCGGCCCGUGAGCGGGAAGACGGUGGACGGCUUCAACGCCUGGGCCGUCUCCGCCGUCGACGGGCUCGACACGAUGUGGUUGAUGGGGUUGGAGGACAUGUUCGAGGAGGCCAUCGACCUCGUCUCGCAGCAGACGUGGGGGAUGGGGGAGGUGGGUGGACGUGGUUUUUGCGUGUUUGUGGCAAGGUCUCGUGCUAUGUGUAUUCGAGCUCUCGUUAUAUGUGCAUACUGCGACUUCGCUCUCGUCUGGCGUGCAUACUGUGCCUUCGCUCUCGGCUGGCGUGUAUACUGUGUGCUACCCUCCCCCCCCCGCUUUGUCAGCUUGUUCGCGCCCCCCUAACCCCUUCGCGCCUC